AUUGUGACAUUGAUCUUUCUAUAGCAAUUGAUAUUUCAAGGCGCAUGCGGCCACCAUCCACAGUGCUUCUGAAACAGAAAUUGCAAGCAUUCCUCCCCAGGCUUUUACUCCAGGUGAAGUCACUGCCAAAUACCAGCUGUAAUGCUGGCUCUCCGGUCAACGUUAGAUUCAAGUUCCAAGUAUUGGCACAGACCAAACAACUAAUCUUUGACUCUGAUUUUGAAGACUAUAAUGAAGAGAUCAUCCAGAAGUUCUUAGAUUCGCAGGCCACUGUGGACACCUACCUGAAUGCAGACUUCUUCCAGGCACUUGAGGGGGAGUUCUCUAAUGUGACCUCUGCUAAAGUUAAGGUUCUGUUAGUAUUUUCAGAUGGGCUGGAUGAUUCGCUGGAACAUCUCAGAAGAGCAGCUGAAUCGCUUCGCUUGAAAGGUCUUGAUGCACUUCUAUUAAUUGGCCUGGACAAUACACAGAACUUGACCGAACUUCAGGAAAUAGAGUUUGGCAGAGGGUUUGGAUACAACGAACCUCUGAGUGUUGGGUUUGCAGAGAUUGCAAGCAUCUUGCAGAGAAAUCUUGAUACUGUUGCAGAAAGGAAAUGCUGUAAGGUGGUUUGUAAAUGCCUUGGAGAAAAUGGUGAUCGUGGUGGCCAGGGAAGUCCUGGAAGGAAGGGAAGUAUGGGUUACAGAGGAUCUCCUGGCCAUCCUGGUGAGGAAGGUGGGACUGGGGAGAGAGGCCUAGCUGGUUUCAAUGGGACUCAAGGAGACAGGGGAUGUCCAGGUGCCAGAGGCCAUAAGGGGGCCAGAGGCUAUAGAGGAAGUCAGGGUGAAUUUGGUGAGAGUGGAUUUGAUGGCACUGAUGGAGAGCAGGGCAGAAAAGGCCCCAGAGGAGAAAAAGGUGAACGAGGAGAAUCUGGUCUAAGAGGAGAUCAUGGAGAUCCUGGGACUAGCAAUAAUGUUCCUGGUCCUAAGGGUGAAAAGGGAAACUCAGCAUGGCAGGGAGACCCAGGACCACGUGGACCCCAAGGAGAACAGGGUCAUGCUGGCCCUGAUGGGGCAGCAGGUCGAAGAGGCCCUCCAGGUAUAAAGGGUGAGCAAGGAGAUCUGGGUGAAACAGGUUACCCAGGAAACUCCGGUCUUCCAGGCCCACAGGCUAGUCUGGGGGCCCCAGGUUCACCUGGCUCUGUUGGGAAGUUAGGUGCAAGGGGAGCAAAGGGUGAACCUGGUGACCCCGGAGAGAAGGGCCCAGUGGGACCAGCUGGACAGAGAGGCAUGCCUGGCAUGGAUGGCAGAGAUGCCUAUGGUCCUGAAGGAAGCAAAGGAGCAAAGGGAGAAUCUGGAUUCAUAGGAUAUCCUGGUCCAGAGGGUAAUGCUGGCACACCAGGUUCCCUGGGAGAUCCAGGGGAACAAGGGCCAUCAGGACCUAUGGGUGCCAAGGGACCAAUGGGCACCAUUUUAAUGGAGGCUUGUGAACUUGUGAAUUUUACACGAAAAAGCUGCCACACAUGCCCAGUUUAUCCAACUGAACUGGUGUUUGCCUUUGACAUGUCUGACGAUGUGACACCAGCCGCAUUCGAAAGAAUGAGGAACAUUGUUACCUUUUUGCUGAAGACCAUUAAGAUCAGUGAAAGCAAUUGCCCAACUGGCGCCCGCGUCUCCGUUGUUUCCUUCAAUACCAAUACGCGCUAUCUCAUCCGAUUCUCAGAAUUCCAAAAGAGCAACCUCCUGCUACAAGCAGUCCAGAGAAUACCACUAGAGAGAUCCACUGGAAGACGUAAUAUUGGGGCCGCCAUGAGAUUUGUUGCAAGAAACGUCUUCAAGCGUGUUCGUCAGGGCAUCCUCACAAGAAAAGUUGCCCUGUUUUUUGCCAACGGCCCAUCACAGAAUGAUGUUGCCAUCAGCACAGCUGUACUUGAGUUGAGUGCCUUGGAUAUCACUCCAGUGGUUAUCGCCUUCAGUGAAGUGCCAAAUGUCAGACGUGCCUUCUCCAUUGAUGAUACUAGAAGCUUUCAAUUAUUUGUAUGGGAAAGACAACAGGAUGAAAGUUUGGAGAAUGUCACAUAUUGUACACUUUGCUUUGAUAAAUGCAAACCAAGUGCCAACUGCGAAGUGCCCUUUUCUCCCCCUGUUCUGAUGGACAUGGAUAUCACUUACAUCAUGGACAGCUCCCGCAGCAUCAGCGGUGAAGAGUUUCAGAGAGCCAAAGAUUUUGUGAGCAACAUGCUAGAUCAGUUUGUUGUUUCCUCAUUGCCAAACGAAUCGUAUGGAGGCAUCAGGGUGGCACUGGUGCAGCAGGCUCCCAGAGGCUUCCUGCCUGACAGAAACCAGACCCCUGUGGCCUUGGAGUUUGAUCUAGUCACAUACAGCAAUAAAGAUCUGAUGAAGAAGCAUAUCCAAGAGUCUGUCCACCAACUGGAAGGGCCAUCAGCCAUCGCUUCUGCCCUACAGUGGACGGUUGAAAAUGUAUUCUUUAAAGCCCCCAGACAAAGAAAACACAGGGUCAUAUUUACAGUAGUUGGAAGCAAAACAAGUACGUGGGACAGAGAGAAGCUGAGAGAGAUUUCACUUGGAGCCAAGUGCCAAGGAUUCACCUUGUUCACUCUUGCGCUUGGCAAUGAUGUGAGUGACAAUCAGCUGAUGGAGCUGUCGAGCUCCCCCACAGACCAGCACUUACUGACACUGGGCAGGGUUUCUGCGUCGGAGAUGGUGUAUGCCCAGAGGUUUAGCCGGGCAUUUCUAAAUCUUCUACAGCAAGAAAUAAACAGUUACCCUUCACCUGAACUUCAAGAAGAGUGUGAAAAGUUAGAUCGGGGAGACACACAACAGCAAGUGUCUAUGACUGAAAGGUUUGGAAUUGCCUAUGAAAGUUUUCGGAUGUGUUUCUCUGAACAUAAGAUUUCUCCCUUUGGAUUAGUUGUUACAUUCAAAAUAGCUUUAGCAGAAACAGGAUCAGGAUAA
This is a messenger RNA of Eurypyga helias (sunbittern), 2954 nucleotides long. RefSeq names its product collagen alpha-4(VI) chain-like. The record is from RefSeq and is a predicted model, not a curated record. The annotation marks the transcript as partial. NCBI's taxonomy places the organism in Eukaryota, Metazoa, Chordata, Aves, Eurypygiformes, Eurypygidae. The transcript is spliced from 24 exons.